Haliotis rufescens (red abalone) is the source of this 1748-nucleotide messenger RNA. Its product is annotated as beta-1,3-galactosyl-O-glycosyl-glycoprotein beta-1,6-N-acetylglucosaminyltransferase-like. The transcript has 4 exons. The record is from RefSeq and is a predicted model, not a curated record. NCBI's taxonomy places the organism in Eukaryota, Metazoa, Mollusca, Gastropoda, Lepetellida, Haliotidae. Gene Ontology annotation, cellular component: membrane. The coding region runs from base 5 to 1645 and encodes 546 amino acids. Gene Ontology annotation, molecular function: acetylglucosaminyltransferase activity.
GACCAUGAUGCGGUUGGAAAGGAGUGUGGCGUUUGAGAAAAAAGAGACUUGGUUCGAUUCUAAGGUCUCUCUUGGUCUUGGUCCUGUCAGACUUAGGAAGUCCUGUUUCCUGAUCAGUGUGGUUCUCUGCGUUGGUGUCUUGUCCCUGGAGAUGUACUUUGUGCACCAAAAGAAAAACCUCCUCGAGCGACAAACAGUGUCAGAUAUGGAUCUGGACAUAAGUGUCGACAGAAAAGACUCCCUUCAAAUGAAUAUUACUAAUUGGGACAAAAUGGAAAUACGUGUACAGCAGAACAGAAACAAACCAACGCUUUUGAAUAUAACUGUUGAUUCCAAUUCGUCUGAUAAAUCAGUAUCAGAACUUUAUUCUGAACUGCAAAGAAUGAAAGAAAAUAUUUCAUAUUCCUUAAAUGAAACACAGGAUGUUAAGGAGGCAAACGAAAAGAUGGAAAAUAUUUCAUCACCAUCCAUAAAAGGAAAACAAGGUGCGACUUUUAAGAAAGAGCUCAAACUUUCAAAACCUUCCUGCAGUGCGUUAUUUGCAGGAAAUGAAUUCGAAAAAGCAAGAUCGAUCGCAUUUUCUAACAAGAAUCCAUAUUCGCCAAAGACCGACUACACAUUGGCAACGAGAAGUUGUAAAGAUUUUGUACGAAACAGGGGCUACAUAAUAAAUUCGAACCCCGAGGAGACUGGGUUCCCUAUCGCCUUUAGUAUAGUUAUGUACAAGGAUGUGGAGCAGGUGGAGAGGCUUCUCAGAGCCAUUUACAGACCGUCUAACAUCUAUUGCAUCCACAUGGACGGUAAAACAGCUGUCCAAGUACAACUUCAGAUGAAAAGUAUUGUUACCUGUUUCCCAAAUGUGUUUUUUUCAUCCACGCAAAUUAAUGUUAAGUGGGGAGGCUUUAGCGUUCUGGAAGCCGAAUUAGUGUGCAUGAAAGAUCUGCUGAAGUAUCCUGGAUGGACAUAUUUCAUAAAUUUGACUGGUCAAGAGUUUCCCCUCAAGACUAAUUUAGAGAUUGUCCGGGUUCUGAAGAUUAUGAAUGGGGCGAACAGUGUUGAUGCGAACAACCAAAGGAGGUGGAUGCAGAGACGAUGGGCAAAAGCGUUUCCUCCGCCUCAUGGAAUACAUCCGUAUAAGGGAAACGUACACGUUGUUGUCUCCAGAGGAUUCGUGGAUUAUGCUAUAAACGACCCUGUAGCUCAGAACUUUACUGAUUGGCUGAAGCGUACCAAAGUUCCAGAUGAAACCUUCUUUGGUACUCUGAACAAUAACCCGAAGCUACGUGUGCCUGGAUCGUCCUUAGAUCGCAUCAGUACAGACUAUGAUCUAAAGCCUUACAUCGCCCGGUUCAAAAACUGGGGACCCCAAUGGGGAGAGAAGUCAUUUGAUUGGCCCUGUAAAGGCAAGCGCGUGAGAAGCAUUUGCAUUUUUGGAGUGGGGGAUCUGCCAUUGUUGUCCUCUCGGAGAGAACUGUUCGCCAACAAGUUCCACAUCGACUACCAGCCUCAGACAUAUGACUGUAUGGACGAAUGGAUCCGGAACAGAACGUUACAGGAAUACAACGGAACUUUUACUAUGAACUAUGACUUUUAUGAAAACAUGCCCCACUCAAAGUAUAUUUAUAGAAACGCCACAGUGAACUGAGUGUACCUUGACAGCAUUCACUUGUUAAUCAUUUAGAUACAAGUGAAAGGUUCACACGUCUCGGCUCAAGGGGGCCACUGGCCACUUGGGCAUUUUGGCAGGC